UACGUUUAGUUGUGUGAUCAAGUAGCACGUUUUAGUGUUUUCUUGUUUCAAUGUUUUAAAGCAUGUUAAAGAGUACAUUAUACAGUUUACAAAAUAAUAUAUAAGUUGAUAUUUUCAAUUUGCCACUACAUCUAUAUACAUUUUUAAAAAUGAACAACCAAGAAAGGGUAUUACCUGAAGCUACUAUACGGUCGUGUAUCGUAGUGUUAGCCAGUUUCUUAGUGAAUGGUCUUGUUUUUAGUUUUAUCAAUUCCUAUUCAGUGACUUAUGUAUAUCUCUUGAAAAGACUAGAGGAUGCUGGUGUCGGUGAAGCAGCGUCAAAAGCAUCAUUGGUUGGCUCUUUGACAGUGGGAACAACAUUUCUAAUGUCGCCUAUCGCUGGAGUUCUCGUUGAUCGCAUAGGAAUUAGAACAACUACAUUUAUAGGUGGUUUUAUUGCUACUAAUAGUUUAUUAAUAUCAUCAUACUUCACUCAUCAAGUGGAAGUAUUAUACGUAACUUACGGCCUAUUAUAUGGUAUUGGUGCAUCAUUGGCUUAUACGCCUUCAUUGGCUAUUCUUGGUCAUUACUUCAAAAAGUACCUUGGUCUGGUAAACGGAAUAGUCACUGCUGGCAGCUCAUGUUUCACCAUGUUCAUGCCAUAUAUCGUAGAUCAUCUACUUGUUAAAUUUGGUCUAGAUAACUGUUUAAGAUGGGAAGCAGCGUUAUCAGCCAUGCUAAUGGUAUGCGCUUUGGCGUUCAAGCCUACAUAUAAAGUGGAUAAAUCGGAUAUGCAUAAAUCCUUGGCUGAUGAAUUCCGUUCAUUGGUCAAUAUUGACAUUUGGAAGAACCCUAAAUACGUUAUUUGGGCCACAAUGAUUCCUCUCGCUCUCUUCGGAUACUUUGUCCCUUACGUUCAUUUGGUGAAAUUCGUUGAUGACCGUUUUCCAAAAAACGAUGGUAAAAUAUUAGUCACGUGUAUAGGCAUUUCUUCGGGAAUAGGUAGAUUAAUUUCUGGACCAAUAUCUGAUUACAAAGGAGUUAAUAGAAUCGUAAUGCAACAGUAUCUUAGAUAUUUUAAGUCCUUGUCGUCCUUGGAGUAUCCUCGAUUUUAUUAA
Diuraphis noxia (Russian wheat aphid) is the source of this 1097-nucleotide messenger RNA. It is a transcript of the gene kar, whose product is annotated as monocarboxylate transporter 10-like protein kar. Lineage: Eukaryota; Metazoa; Arthropoda; Insecta; Hemiptera; Aphididae. Gene Ontology annotation, biological process: transmembrane transport. The record is from RefSeq and is a predicted model, not a curated record. Gene Ontology annotation, molecular function: transmembrane transporter activity.